AUGGCUUCUUCUUCUUCUUCAUCUUCUUUUCGAACGUGGAGACACCGUGUCUUUGCGAGUUUCCAUGGGCCAGACGUCCGUAAAACAUUUCUGAGUCAUUUAAGCAAACAGUUUAACUAUCAUGGUAUUACGAUGUUCAAUGAUCAAGGUAUUGAGAGAAGCCAAACCAUCGCGCUUGAACUCACCCGAGCGAUUAGGGAAUCGAGGAUCUCGAUCGUUGUGUUCUCCAAGAACUAUGCCUCAUCAAGCUGGUGUUUGGAUGAGUUAUUGGAGAUUUUGAAGUGCAAAGAAGAUAUAGGGCAAGUAGUGAUGACUGUCUUCUAUGGAGUAGAUCCAUCUGAUGUGCGGAAACAGACGGGAGAAUUCGGGAGUGUUUUCAAUGAAACAUGUGCUCCUAAAACAAAGGAGGAUAAAACAAAAUGGAGCCAAGCUUUGAACGAUGUUGGCAACAUAGCCGGCGAACAAUUCCUAAACUGGGAUAAUGAAGCAAACAUGAUUGAGAAGAUUGCAAGAGAUGUUUCAGAAAAGUUAAAUAAUACACCAUCAAGGGAUUUUGAUGACAUGGUUGGACUAGAGGAUCAUAUGACGCAAUUGCAGUCAUUGUUACAUUUGGAAUAUGGUGGAACUAUGAUGGUUGGCAUCUCUGGUCCUGCAGGCAGUGGUAAGACUACUAUUGCUAGAGCUUUGCAAAGCUUACUCUCUGAUAGGUUUCAACUUACUUGUUUUGCGGAAAGCCUUAGGGGGAUCUAUCAUAGUGAUCUUGAUGAGUAUGGCUCAAAAUUGCGUUUACAAGAACACUUUCUUUCAAAUCUUUUGAAGCAAGACGGUACGAGGAUAUGCCAUUUAGGUGUAAUACGGGAAAGGUUAUGCGACCAGAAAGUGCUUGUCAUUCUUGAUGAUGUGAAUGAUAUAAAGCAAUUAGAAGCUUUGGCUGAUGAAACUACAUGGUUUGGUCCUGGAAGUAGGAUUAUUGUGACAACCGAAAACAAAGAUCUUUUGCAGCGACAUGGUAUCAAUAAUAUGUACAAUGUGGGGUUUCCAUCUGAUGAGGAAGCUCUCAAGAUCUUAUGUAGAUAUGCUUUUAAACAAAGCUAUCCAUAUAAUGGUUAUAAAAAGCUCGCAAAAAGUGUAACACAGCUUUGUGGUAACCUUCCACUAGGUCUACGAGUGGUGGGUUCUUCUUUACAUGGGAAAAAUGAAGACGAAUGGGAAUACGUAAUACGCAGGCUAGAAAGUAUUCUUGAUCGAGACAUCGAGGAUGUGCUAAGAGUCGGCUAUGAAAGUUUAGCUGAGGAUGAACAAACCCUCUUUCUCUACAUUGCAAUAUUCUUCAACUAUAAAGAUGGAGAUCUUAUAAAUGCCAUGCUUGCUGACAAUAACUUGGAUAUCAAACAAGGAUUGAAAAUUUUAUUAAAUAAAUCUCUCAUAUAUAUAUCAACUGAAGGGGAAAUAGUUAUGCACAAGUUACUUCAACAAGUAGGUAGACAAGCCAUUCAUAGACAAGACCCUUGGAAACGCCAAAUCUUAAUUGAUGCUCGAGAGAUCUGUGAUGUCCUUGAAAAUGAUACGGGUACUCGAGCUGUGUCGGGUAUAUCCUUUGAUACAUCAGGAAUCAAAGAAGUGAUUAUUAGCGACCGAGCUCUUAGAAGAAUGCGUCAUCUUCGAUUUCUCCGUGUUUACAAGACAAGAUAUGAUGGAAAUGACAAAGUGUACAUACCUGAAGAGAUGGAGUUUCCAGCUGGUCUAAGGUCAUACCCAAGAAAGACUCUCCCUCUUAAAUUUUGCCCAGAAAAUCUCAUUGAACUCCACAUGCGGGAUAGCCAGCUCGAGAAGUUAUGGGAAGGAACUCAGAUGCUGAAUAAUCUUAAGAAUUUGGAUUUGUCAUGGUCUCGACAGUUGAAGCAACUCCCAAAUCUUUCAAAUGCUACAAAUUUGGAGAGAUUGAGCCUGACUAGAUGCGAGAGUUUAGUUGAACUUCCACUCUCUAUUGGGAAUUUACAUAAACUAGAGGACUUGGAGAUGUUUGGCUGCUCACGGUUGAGAAGUUUCCCAAAUCUUACUACCAACAUUGACACAAAGGACGAAGCAGUGCAUGUGUCAACAAGGAACUUGUCUCGUCCUUUCACUCCCACGAGAGUAAGGCGUCUAAAUCUAAGCUAUACUAAUAUUGAGGAGAUUCCAGAUUGCAUCAAAAGUUUUAUGAGAUUGCAAUGCCUAUAUCUUUCUGGCUGCAAAAAACUCGCAACAUUACCCGAGCUCCCAAGUUCACUCACAUUGCUAAUGGCUAACGGUUGUGAUUCAUUGGAGAGAGUAACUUGCCCUCUAAACACUCCGAAUGCGAAACUCAUUUUCACCAACUGCUUUAAACUUACUGAAUCACGGAAAGCAAUUAUACAACAAUCAUUUCGUGAUGGCUUUGCAUGCUUACCUGGAAGAGUAAUGCCUGCAGAGUUCAAUCAAAGAGCAAGAGGGAAUUCCUUGACCAUUCAACGUGGGGAUGGUAGUACGUUUUCUCCAUUCUCUAGAUUUAAGGUUUGCGUCACAGUUUUACCAAAUCAACGGAAAAGAGGAUACCGAUAUCUUGGUUUAUGGGGUCGUAUAACAGGCAAAAGCGGAUCUACCUAUUACAAAAACCCUUGUGUAUCCCCCAGAAUUCAAAUGGAACAUCUAUGUAUAUUUCAUUGUGAUUUUCCUGAAGAAGAGAUAUCCCUUGGAGCGGGCAGCGAUAUAUUGUUUGAACUUAAAAGCCGACUAAACAACUGCAAGUUUGUUGAAUGUGGUGUACGAAUCUUGACAACCGAAUCAGGUAGAAGUUGCGAUGGGAGCAAUGAUUCUCGAGUAUAG
Messenger RNA from Arabidopsis lyrata subsp. lyrata, 2844 nucleotides. RefSeq names its product disease resistance protein RML1A. Gene Ontology annotation, molecular function: ADP binding. Gene Ontology annotation, biological process: signal transduction; defense response. The record is from RefSeq and is a predicted model, not a curated record. NCBI's taxonomy places the organism in Eukaryota, Viridiplantae, Streptophyta, Magnoliopsida, Brassicales, Brassicaceae.